Molecule: messenger RNA, 276 nt
Organism: Dentiscutata erythropus
Lineage: Eukaryota; Fungi; Glomeromycota; Glomeromycetes; Diversisporales; Gigasporaceae
Source: the annotation of a GenBank genome assembly
AUGCCUCCCCCGAAGCUGAGCUUGAAGAACGUCAAUGGAAUGGUGGUUUAUGGAAACGAGAUGCCUCCCCCGAACCUGAUGCCUCCCCCGAACCUGAGCUUGAAGAACGUCAAUGGAAUGGUGGUCUCUGGAAACGAGAUGCCCCACCCGAAUCUGAGUUUGAAGGUUUAUGGAAACGAGACUUUAAUUCAUCCAUGACUGAAGGUGCAAUUAACAACUGUGUUUUAUUUACUAAUGAUACUGGUGAAAAUGGUGAAGAUUGUAUGCAAUAUGUUC